This is a messenger RNA of Trichoderma atroviride IMI 206040, 456 nucleotides long. RefSeq lists its product as uncharacterized. The record is from RefSeq and is a predicted model, not a curated record. NCBI's taxonomy places the organism in Eukaryota, Fungi, Ascomycota, Sordariomycetes, Hypocreales, Hypocreaceae.
CAUCAGUCAACAAGCUGUCCAGUUUUUAUCAUGUCUGAGCACAUCGUCGAUAGCCAAAUGGAAUACUUCCUGGCGAUACUUCCAUUGUUGGAUAACAUAAACUGGUCCGUCCAACAGCUUGGACCGUCCUUCCAACAAAUCGAGCAGCCGUUUCAGCACGUUCAACAGUCGAUCCACCAGAUCCAGCAAUCUAUUCAGGAACUACAACAGCCCUUCCAGAAGCUCCAACAGAACUUCCAGCAUCUUGAUGAGUCCAUUCAGAAGCUCCAGCAGUGCUUCCAUCAGUCUCAACAACCCUUUCAUCAACUGGAACUGGAACAACAGCUCCAACGACUUCAACAAGUCGUCACCCGGCAGAUCGAGCGAAUAGAUAAGGAACGGAGCCGCCGUGAUAAACUCAAAGAGGGAGGAUACAACAAGUCAGAUACGGAAGACGUUGAAAUGAGCGACAUUUAG